GAUAAUAUGUUGAUAUUUGGUUUUAUAAUUUUUUGCUGAUAACUCGCUUGUUUUCUUAUUUGUGGGUGGAACUUUGCCUCAUUUGGCAUACUUGAAGUUCCUUGGCACCAGUCAGCUGAACGUUUCAUGGCUAACCGUGAUGUAUUCUCAAAAAUCCUGCCAAAUGUCAAGUUGGCCACUCGAUACGAUGAAGACGGACGCGAAGUUCAGGUGGAGAGUCGCGAGGACUCGGAUGCGACAGCAAAGCAGCAGGACACUUUCGACAUUCUAAUGGACGCCGGCUACUAUCGGGCCCGCAUCAAAGGCCUGUCCGCCUUCGACAAGGUUGUGGGCGGCAUGACUUGGUGCAUCGAAUGCGCCGACUAUGACGAGGACGUGGAUCUGCUUUUCCACGAAAGUCUAUCGAUUGGCCAAAAAAUAGCUCUCGUGGAAAAGAUUGUUUCGGUUCUGAUCGAUAUGAAGUGUCCACAUAGCUUGGAGCCGCAUCAGGUGCAGGGUCUGGAGUUUUUAGCCAUUCAUCCCGUCAUCCAGUGGCUAGUGAAGACUUCGGUGGAAAAUCGAGCUGUGCGUGGACAGCGCUUGAAGAAAUUUGCCAUUGGAGUGUUCCACAAUCAUUAUCAGUAUAAAAGCGACAAAGACAAUUUGACCAAAAUACGUUGUUUGCUCCAGUUAGACAGUCUUCAACAUAGAAAUCGGUUUUUAAUGUUGUUGAUCCUACUGGUAGUCUGUCUUUGUAUUGUAUUGCCAAAUGAUCCAGACAUUUCGUUGCUAGGAACGGAGCAGCUGUUGUCCCAUAUGUUACUGUUUUCAGGCGAUAGUACCUGAUCUCUUCGGAUGGAUUGUUUCUCCAGACUAUCAUCUGAUGGAAUUGAUCCUCCGGAUUCAUCCACACUUGCCGGUACAUCUUUUCUAUGUCCGCUGUGAAUACGUACUUAUGAAUUCGAAAUCGUAGCAGAAUGGACAUAAGUUCGCUCUGAACGGUGGGUCCAGCCUGCAGAAUGUCGUUCAAAGAUUACCCGCUUGUUGAUUUGCAUGAGGCAUCGAAUACUACCCGAAGCUUUGUGGUGGUGCUCUCAGGUUUGAGUACACAAUGAUGUGGAAUGAAGUAGUGCCUUUUGGGAACUUU
Drosophila miranda is the source of this 1126-nucleotide messenger RNA. RefSeq names its product coiled-coil domain-containing protein 93-like. The record is from RefSeq and is a predicted model, not a curated record. The coding region runs from base 127 to 825 and encodes 232 amino acids. Gene Ontology annotation, biological process: Golgi to plasma membrane transport. NCBI's taxonomy places the organism in Eukaryota, Metazoa, Arthropoda, Insecta, Diptera, Drosophilidae. The transcript has 4 exons.